UACAAAUGUCAUUUGCUGGAAAAAUUUCAAUUUAUAGAACUUUUUUGUAAUUAGUGCCACGUAUUUUUUGUAUCACUUUUAAUAAAUUUAACAGAAAAAAAACUAAUAUAAAAUAAACAAAUAAUGGGUGCCGGACAUAGUGUAGAAGUUCCUGGAGGUGGUACUGAAGGUUAUCAUGUAUUAAGAGUACAAGAUAACUCACCGGGCCAAAAAGCUGGUUUAGAAGCUUUCUUCGAUUUCAUUGUUGCUAUUGGAAACACUCGUUUAGAUCAGGAUAAUGACACUCUUAAAGAACUCCUUAAACAAAAUCUAGACAAAGUAACUAAAAUGACUGUGUACAGUAGCAAAACUCAAACUGUCCGAGAUGUCUCCAUCACUCCCAGCACUUCGUGGGGUGGUCAAGGUCUUCUAGGUGUGAGUAUUCGUUUUUGUUCAUUUGAAGGUGCCAAUGAAAAUGUUUGGCACGUUCUCGAAGUGCAUCCAUCGUCGCCAGCCGAAACAUCUGGCUUGCGAGCAUUUACAGACUAUAUUAUUGGCGCUGAUGCUAUUCGCCAUGAAACUGAUGACCUCUUUACCAUGAUCGAAACUCAUGAGAAUCAAAUUCUUAAGAUUUAUGUUUAUAACGUUGAAGAUGAUGCUUGUCGAGAAGUAUCACUGAAACCUAAUUCGAAAUGGGGUGGUGACGGGAGUCUGGGUUGUGGCAUUGGAUUUGGAUACUUGCAUCGUAUUCCAAUUCAAGCUGUUUCAAACGAAACUAAAUCAGCAUUAAAGUUGCCAACAUCGGCAGAUGCUAAUGUGCCAACUAAUGUUGCAUUGCAAGCUGCUAGACCUGCGGAAUCGAUGCCACCAGUUUCUCAGCCAACUUCUGUUAAUCCAAGUUUCCCUUAUAUACCGCCGUUGACAAAUGCAUUCACUUUACCACCUCCGAAUGCAAGUGGUCCAGUGGCUGCGGUAGCAACAACUGCUCCGAGUGAUAUUAAUAACUUGGCGAAUCUUCAGAUAACAUCAACAUCAACUACAACAGUACCUAAAUCGGAGCAGCAACCAUCAACUAAUCCAGUUGGAAUACCGCCACAACCAUCUGCACCACCAAUGAAUGCUGGACAACCAGAUGUAGCCGGCAGUGCAAGUUCAUUCUUUCAACAACAGCCAACUGAUAUGAAGACGACACAACAAUUUCCAGCACAGAUGCCACCUCAACAGGUUCCAGAAAAAUCUCAAGAACACAAUUCGGUUGCUGCUCCAUCACCUGUUCCGCCACCCAGUCAAAUUCCGAUGUUUGCCCAGCAAUCAACUUUUUCGAAUCUACCUCCACCAGCUUCAAUUGGCAACAUGACCGGAUCAUAUAACGAACCAACUGCACCCUCUGCUUCAAACCAGUUCAUUGCAUCUCAACAACAACCACAGUUCUACAAUCCAAACAACUAUCCAGUCCCAAGUCAACCACCAACGAGCUACCAAACAAAUUCAUCAAACGUCAGCUUACCCUAUAUGCAGACAUUUGCAUCAUACCCUCAGGUCCAGCAGACAUCUGUAGCCACACCAAUUUCAUUACCAGGUAUGCCACCUCUCACCGUUAACACAACAAUACCAACACAGGCCCUCGAAGGUUUGAACGUACAGCCAACUCCAGCAUAUCCACCUGUUUCAAACUGAGUUUUAUCAACAUAUAUGCCUACUAUAAGCAUAUUAUCUUGAAACAGAUUGUAUUUUUUUUGAACAUGGUUUAAUAAUGUAUUUUAAAAUAAUGGCAAAAUCCCCAAAAAAAAAAUGAAUUAUUGAAUGGUUUUUAAUUCGUGAGUGUUUAGAUUUGAGACAAAGGACCGAAACAUGAAAAUAAAACAUCUUUCUUGUCCUACACCCACAUAAACUCUCUAGCUAAAGCUUGGUUGACUAAAUAUCCCAUUUCUUUUUCUUCUUCUCAUUGCAAAGUAUAAUAAAUUUAAUAAUUCUACAAAAAAAAAAAACAAGAA
This is a messenger RNA of Episyrphus balteatus (marmalade hoverfly), 1973 nucleotides long. It is a transcript of the gene Grasp65, whose product is annotated as Golgi reassembly-stacking protein 2. The transcript has 4 exons. The record is from RefSeq and is a predicted model, not a curated record. Gene Ontology annotation, molecular function: protein binding. Bases 124 to 1656 code for a protein of 510 amino acids. Lineage: Eukaryota; Metazoa; Arthropoda; Insecta; Diptera; Syrphidae. Gene Ontology annotation, biological process: Golgi organization. Gene Ontology annotation, cellular component: Golgi apparatus.